AAUCCCUCGCGGGCCGGGAGCGGGGGGAGGGAGGUGCGAGGCUCGGGUCUCGCUCGGUGCGGCAGCAGGACUGGUAGGAUGUGGCCGGGAAGCGGGCUCGACCUGGGCCCCGUGUGGUCGCUGCGCGCUCGGCAGCUGGAGCAGAGACUGCGGACUAAAGAAGAAAGAAUAGUUGUACUGGAAACUGAAAAUGCCCUUCUUCAUUUAAAACUUGCAGAGUAUCAGGGGUUCGCUGGAAGAAGCACUGAUGAAGUUUUGCAGCUCUACUCUGCUCACAGACAGCAACAGACACUGCAGAGCAGCUCUCUUGUAACACAGCUUCACAGAGCAAUACAGAGACUUAAGCAAGACCUGAAGAGCCUCCAUUCUUUUGCUCUCGAGCUUUCAAAAGACUUUCAGCAUCAAUGCAAGACUUAUCUUUACCAAGUUUUGACAGCGGUCCAAAGGAUACAGCUGCAAAAUGAAGCAAUGCAAAUGUUCCAGAUAAAAGCUUUUGAUCUUGAGCAGUCCCUACAAGAGGUAACGGAGAGAUACGAGAAGGAAAAGCAUAAGAGGAGAGCUCUACAUAACAGUUUAGUUGAAUUAAGAGGAAAUAUCAGAGUCCACUGCAGGAUCCGACCAUUACUAGCUUUUGAUACUGCUGCUGGACAUACAAUACCACAAGAUAGGCAAAGAAACUUUUCUGAAAAAGUGGCAUAUGCAGCUGAUGAUGAAACUGUCCUUGUAAAGUGUAACCGUCCUGGUCAUGCAUCAAUAAACAAGACUUUUCAGUUUGAGAGAGUUUACAAUGCUUCUGAGUCUCAAGACACAGUGUUUGCAGAUGUGGCCCCUUUGCUAACUUCUCUUUUGGAUGGGUACAAUGUGUGUAUCAUGGCUUAUGGACAGACUGGAAGUGGGAAGACAUAUACAAUGUUGGGACCACAAUUAGAGGAGAACUUUGCAUUCUCCAUAGAAGAUGAAUCAGAACUUGGAAUUAUUCCUCGAGCUACCCAAGAAGUGUUCAGGCUUAUUUCAGAAAAGCCACCAGGAAGUUACUGGGUUGAGGUUUCUGUUGUAGAAGUAUAUAAUAAUGAAAUUUUUGAUCUUCUGGCCAAAGACAGUUGUGGAAGAGUAUUUGGCGUCAAACGCGAUGUUGUCACAACCAGAGAAGGAAAGAGUGAUGUUCCAUUGCUUACAUAUGAAACUGUUGAAAAUGCAUCUGAAUUCUUGCAUCUAGUAAAUAAAGGCCUGCAGUUGAGAGUCAGACACCCAACACUGGUGCAUGCUCAUUCCUCUCGUUCUCAUCUGGUAGUUACAUUGACUAUAACCACAAUUGUCUCUGGAGAUAACUUUGGUAUUUCAUGGGAAGAUGAACUAACCAGUCAGAAGCGAAAUAAAGAAGUUUCCUGCACCUUUCCGCAGAAAAUGAGGGAAAAUAAAUCCACCUUUUCUUCCAGGGCCUCUUCACCAGCACAAUUUGAAACAACUGAAAAACCGAAGCAAAUCAAAACUAGACUGCAGCUGGUGGAUCUGGCUGGUAGCGAGUGUGUCGGUAUGUCUGGAGUGACAGGUGCAGCACUGAGAGAGACAUCAUUUAUUAACCGCAGCUUGUCUGCUCUGGCAGAUGUUCUUGGAGCAAUAGCAGAACAGCGAUCUCAUGUACCAUAUCGAAACAGCAAACUUACGCAUCUGCUCCAGGAUGCUGUAGGAGGUGAUGCUAAACUGCUGGUGAUGCUGUGCAUCUCUCCUGACCAGAAGUACUUAGCAGAAUCGAUGCAGUCUUUGGGAUUUGGAACUCGUGCUCGGCAAGUUCAGAGAGGGCAACUCAAGAAAAAAAAUCUCCCAGUGCCGAGUAAAGCAAAAUAAAACCUAAGACUCCUGUGGAUUAAAGUAUUAUUAAUGAGUUCCUCAGACUGAAAUGUAUAUUGUUGUCCUAAAGCCAUUCUUCUAGAUAUCAACUGCCAGAUAAAAUAAACAUUCCUCAAUAUGGCGUUAGCAAGCCAUAAACCUGCUGAUAAUGUUCUUGCUCCAGGGAUAACAAGUACUGACAACAGCUACCAACCAUGACGGAAUGGCACAGAAAGAGAUGAGGCUUUUUUUCGGAGAGCUACUUCAAGACGUGAUUUUGGUGAUGUGUUUCCUUUGGGCAAGGAAGUAGAACAAGGUCAACAGAACCCUGAUUUUAGGAUGGCUCACUUCAGCAACGCCAAGGCUGUAUUUUGUUAUUUCAGUAGAAGGCAGGCAUGAGUCAAACUAUCAUUCAAUGCUUCAAAGCAGCAAAUGAAAAACUCCCACCAGCCUGGAUGAAAAUGAGACAUGCCAUUCUUGGCAUGUUCUUCUUUCUAGCAUGGGGUCAUUCCUAAUGCAUUAUCAGCAGACAGGAGUGUAGAGUAUUGAAUGGGGUUGGGCUUGCUGAUUUUUGACAUGAAAUAAUGACAACAGUGAGAUGGAGAAAAGGAAUUAGGCUGUAUCUGUUAUCCUUCCGGAAUGUAGCUCAGGAAGUAAAUAAGGGAUUAUACAGCUUUUGUAAAACAUGCUCAGGUGAAAUGGUUGGAGUGAAUUCCACCUCUACUGAGUUCUCUAGGAAUAAUGCUUUGCCUGUUUUUUGGUCCAUGAGUGAUGAAAGGCACUAAACUACAGCUUCUCAUGACUAAUGGGACCUAACUAACUUGUACAACUGUUUUAGUAGCAGACUUGCUUGUUGUUUCAUUUGCAUUUCUGUAGUACAUAAGUUAACCAGAGCACGACUCUAAAGUCAUGUCUGCACAUUAGAGAAGGAUGACUAGAAGCUUCCCAACUACCGAGUGAAUAAAACACCAAGAACCCAGUUUAUGAUACAAUGCUUGUUAUCUUCAAUGGGCUUUUACCAUCUUUUAUCAAUGCUGAAAUCACAUCAUGAGGGGUUUCUGAAUGAAGUUAUGUGAGGAGAAGUUUCAAGUAAAUUUAAGCAAUGCUUAAGAUGAGAAGUGGUUCUGAGAUACAUAGUUGGGUUCUAGUAACAUCUGGUGGGUUUCAUGCACUGGUUGUUUAUUGCUCAGCAGAGGCCUCAAGAUUCACUCUGAAUUUUUGCCUCCAGUAAUCACUCUGCCUCCAGACCAGGAGAGAGGUCACUGGUAGGUCACUGAAAGAAGGCUUAAAUUGCAGUUGCCUGCCCAAAAGGCUGGAGUUUUUAGUACUCCAAGUCACUUAACCUUCACAAGCAUAAAUAUUUAUACAGAGAUUAUAUAGCAUACUACUAUUGGAAUUUCACCCUUGAAUAUAUAACAGCUGCUAUAUUGCAUGCAGUGCUCUGGUGUUCAGAACAUUAGCAUUGCAACUGGAAAGUUGUAAUAAUACUUGUUUUUCUAAAUAAUGUUGCAGACGUAAAAAUGCUUUAACUUUACCUGAUACCAGCUGUAACAGAAGGGCAGAAAAAUCUGGACACACGACCUUAUGAAGCUGAAUGGUCACUAAGGCAAUCUCACAUAAAGUGCUAGAUGGAGGAAUGUUAGCCUAUUAAAUGAAACACAGGAGCAGACAGCUUCAAACUUGCCAUAAUCUCAUGACAGUUAGGCUACUAAAUCACCCAAGAUUAGAGCUCUAAAAGGGGUUAAGUGAUAGGAGAGGGCUAGCUGACUCCACCGGCAUCUUUAAGUUCCUCAAAUAUUUCUGAGGAUUUGGCACCUUCUAAAGUGGUACAUACGCAUGUAACUUGUCAUAAACUGUGCUUUCUUUUCUGAAA
This is a messenger RNA of Dromaius novaehollandiae (emu), 3700 nucleotides long. RefSeq names its product kinesin family member 25 (gene KIF25). Lineage: Eukaryota; Metazoa; Chordata; Aves; Casuariiformes; Dromaiidae. Gene Ontology annotation, molecular function: microtubule binding; microtubule motor activity; ATP binding. The transcript is spliced from 15 exons. The record is from RefSeq and is a predicted model, not a curated record. Bases 79 to 1845 code for a protein of 588 amino acids. Gene Ontology annotation, cellular component: microtubule cytoskeleton. Gene Ontology annotation, biological process: microtubule-based movement.